Messenger RNA from Penicillium waksmanii, 4050 nucleotides. RefSeq lists its product as uncharacterized. Bases 1 to 4050 code for a protein of 1349 amino acids. The record is from RefSeq and is a predicted model, not a curated record. The transcript is spliced from 2 exons. NCBI's taxonomy places the organism in Eukaryota, Fungi, Ascomycota, Eurotiomycetes, Eurotiales, Aspergillaceae.
AUGCAGUUACUGCAGUUAAUGCAGAAAUCAAAGAAUACAUGCAAGACACCUGGAAUAUACAAGCUGACGGGGAUCCAUUCCCAGCACUGCGCUCGAGAACAGACACCCGACACACUCUACACCCUGGUCCGCGGUCCACCAGUGAUCAACCAUGCAACCCUACAAAGGAUCCGAUCUCCUGGAAGCCGGGACUUUGUCCCGUUCUCGAAGCACUUCCCUCUCCAGCGACUCGCACGUUCGAGUGAACCUCAUGUCUCCCCCUCCGUACACCCUCCACCUGCUUUUAUCUCUUCCUCCGCUGCUUCGGAAAUUAUCGACUCCGAUCAAGAAUUUAAUGCCGCCGAUUUUGUCCCCGAGGACGACGAGACGGGCUCCGGCCCCGCUGCUCUGGUUACACCAGCCGCCCUUUCACUACUGAACGGCUUCCUCGACAACCUGCUCUUCAAUGUCCUGGCCGCUUCCAAAUCUACCCAGCUCUCAUGUAUCCGCCCAGCGGUCUCCGACGUCCUGAAGCCCCGUCUCGCCUCCGAGGUUGUGGACACCGCCGAUGAGGAAUUGAGCGAAUAUAUGGGGGGUGCCGACGACGAGAAGACGGAAUUCCGUGGUGGUCAGGACCCGGGCGGCGACUUCGAUCUUGUGCGCUCGUGGAAAUUGACCCGUCUUCGAUGCAUGGUAUACACUCGUUUGGGCGACAUGGAAGAGGAGGAUGAGGAUGAAUACAUUGCGCAAGAUGGUCUUGGGGAGUGCGACGGCGCGCCCCGUCGAUUCUCCAGUCAUGUCGAUAACAUCACACCCGCCGCGGCCAUUUUUCUCACUUCCAUCAUCGAGCACAUUGGCGAGCGCGCCUUGGUGAUUGCUGGUGAGACGGCGCGCUCCCGGCUGUCGGCGAAGCUGAAUGACGGCGCCAGUGAAUCGAUCGACCUGGAGGAGGAACGUAAGCGAAUCGAUCGGUUAGUGGUGGAGGAUCUUGACAUGGAAAAAUUGGCGUUGAACGCGACUCUGGGCCGGUUGUGGCGGACUUGGCGAAAGCGCAGACGCAACACCACUCUUUCGCGAACUCUUUCUCGUGAGUCCUUCCGCCGUCGAGGCUAUUCGACUCUGGCGGGAAGCCGCAAGAGCAGUAUUGCGACCAUCGAGGAGCCUGUCACUCCCAAGGAGCCUCUUCCUGAAGCGCAAGCAGCGCCCGUCGAGCCCGUCGAGCCCGUCGAGCCAGCCGACCCCGCCGACAUCCCCUUGCCCAUAGGCGAUCACGAUGUCAAGGAGAUCGAGGUUCCCGGUUUUUCGCAUGAGUUGGAAGGUGAGGUGCAGACUAUGCAGGCCGUUGUCGCGCACAAGGUGCGACCACGUAGCUUGAUGGUUUUCACAUCGCCAUCGUUCGCGCCCAAGUCGCCUGGUGCGAGGGAUUCCCCCGUGAGUGCCUCCGCAAUUGACGACCCAAAGGUGGUUCGUCAUGCCCGCUCAAGGUCAUUGCCAAAUGCGGCGGCCAGCCCACAACGCGAGGCCAAGUCGGAACCUGCAGAUGAAAAUGCUCCAUCCCCGAGCGCCUCGGAAAAGAGCAAGCAGCUCGAAACCAUGUACGAAGAUGACGAAUCCGCCGAGUUCGUCGAUGCUGCAGAGACUGCCCCUGGCAUUGCGAUCACAACACCUAUCGAUGAGCCUACAGAAGCGGAGAGUUUAGAAGAUGCGAGAAUGCCCAUUGUGCGGGAAGAAGAUGAAGAACAAGCUGAACGGGGUCCGCCCGUGAAUGAAACCAUUGCUUCCUUGCGCUCUAGCGCCAACGACGAGACCGAUCAGUCGAAUAGUGCCCGAGUCUCCGUCUCAUCCCUUGAUGAGGAACCAACCAAGAAUCCGGAGAUUAUUGAAGGACGGGGAAUGUGCGAGAAGCCUAAGCCUGCGGCGACGAUCCAACGCCCAAGGAGGAAACCUAGCAGGGAUUCCACUGCUCAGAUCAAUGCAACGGCGAUCACUGCAGAAACUAGCGACUCAGACGGUCAACCUAUCGCGGAGAAAAAGCCCACCACGCAAGGGGCAGAAGCCACAUCCGCACCACCUGGCGCCACGAUCGAGGCUGUCAAUACUCUCGAUGAUGAAAAUCCCGUCGAGCACGAUCACGAUAAAUCGGCUAUGGCAUCCCCUUCGCCGAGUGUUCCUGUGAAUGAAAAUGAUGCCGUCUCCGAAAAGCCUCUUCAGAGUGUCGCUGCGCUAGAACCCGAUAAUUCUCGUCCUACCUCCGCUUCGGGCGACAGCCAAUACUCCCAGAAAUCCCGUACACGCCACAGACCUAGCCCGCUCGUGGUCACGGCUAGCAAUCGCAAUUCUCCCAGUGGCGCAGAGCGAGCAGCCGUGCAACGCAUGCCUCCACGACCUUCCAAUUCUGUUUCUUCGACCGUCCAGCCAGCCAAGUCUCGCCGCUCAGAGAGCUUCAGCAGUUCGCGUGAGAAGCGUCCAGUUACAGCGGGCUCUACCACAUCCCAGAAAUCUGGAAAGAUCACUCGACUCAUGGGUCGUCCGGGCGAGUCUCCUUCGCUCCGCCUUCGCAGCUCAUCUGACACGAGCCGGGCCUCUGGUAGCGCGGACUCUGACGGUAACGAUACCACGGACCUGGACAAGUUGAUCAAUAGCGACGAGACUAUCCACUUCACGCUUACACCAAAGAGUGUGAGGGAGAUGACUGUAAGCCCUCCCCUUUCAUUCCAGUCUAAUUUUGUUAGCAAACCGACUAACCCAGUUGUCCAGUUCCCCGAGCCGCCUCGACCAAUCCCUAGGUCGGACACGGCCGAUACGCAUGAUCUGGCUAAUUUCUUGAAGAGCACGGCUCCUCCGGGAGAAGAUGCACGACCACCGACUUCUCUUUCCACCCGCGCAAAUGGGGAAUUGACUUCUCUCGGACGCACCAAGUCCGCUGAUUCCCCCAAGUUCAUUCCCAUUUCCUCUCGCAUGCCAGCUCCACCGAAGUCCCCCGUGUCAUCAGGCAACGCUAGGGAUGCUCGCCCUACUCUCGAUUCCACUCGUGAAAUUGCCGAGUUCAUCAAGUCAACUGGACCUGCCACUCCCACGUCUUCGCAUCCAGGCAGCCCGACCCCUACCAAUGGGACGAGGUCUUCUCGGCGCCAGUCUACUAUCUCCGCCAGUACCAACAAUACCCAUAGUACCUACAAUACCAACAAGUCCAACAAGUCUCGUCAAUCAACUCGCAACGCCCGCCUCCAGGCACGCGCACCUGUUGAGACUAAGCGUUCUCAAACAUCAGAGCUGAUUGAUUUCAUCCGCGAGGGUCCCCCGCAACCUGGUGCACACCGCAUUCCCCGAACAGUUGCGCCGUUCAGGAACACGAUUGACUCCGAGGACCUGCAGUACGAACCUGUUCAAAGCGAGAAGGAUACAGCUACUCACAGCUCUGUGACCAGCUCCAUGCCUAAUAAGUCCAUGACUUCUCUGGGCUCGCGGACAGGUCUGCUGGAAUCCGCCAGCCGUGGCAAUGCCCAGAUAAAGGCGGCACCGCCUGCCAAACCUAUGGAACAAGAUGACCCGAUGCCAGUUCGGAAGCAGCGUCGUGUUCCAGACCCCUAUGCAAUUGACGACGAUGACGACGAUGAUAUGCUCGAAGAGCUUAUCAAUGCAAAGCCGCCCCCACGCCAAGAGGAAAGCUUAAUGGACUUCCUCCGCAACGCGCCACCUCCCCCACAAGCAGAAGAGGCGCCCCAGCCCUUCAGUUUAAGCGGCCCCCCACCCUCGUCAGGCUCCAAUGGCUCCGCGGGCUUGAAGUCUCGUUUCCUACGCCCCAACACCGACAAGGGCCCAUCCAACAAAAAGUCCAUGAGUUCCAUGCGUUCGCAGAGCACUCUCGGCAGUACUCAGACCAACUACACCCAAAAGGUUGGCUCGGAACGCAACCCCGGUACGAUGCCAUCCACUUCGCACAAGCAGAGUGAGACCAGCGCUCUGGCGGACUUCCUUCGGAACACUGGACCACCCGAGCCACCAGCUCGACCUAAGAAGGACAAUUCCUUCUCGCGCUUCUUUGUGCGCCGCAAGAAGGUCGAGGUAUAG